AUGGGUUUCACUGACGAGGACCUCCUGUUCAAAGUUACACCCAUCGAGCAAAUCAGUCCAAGAGGCUGGCCAAGAUAUAUCUUUCCCUUUGAACUUCCCGCCGACUAUAAUCUCGAUGAAGUGACUCAGGUCCUGAGAGACGGCUGGGAAACCACUUGCCGCCGUCUUCCCGUCCUGAAAGGUGAAGUCGUUGCUGACCCGGACGCGAAGCAAAGUGGGGCUAUCAAGAUCCAGCUGCUCGAUGAAAAGGAAAGGCUCGAGCACAUUCAGCCAAUUACGGUCAAUGACCUCCGUUCACCUGAAGCCUACUCCCUGACGUUUUCUGAGCUGAAAGAGAGGCAUUUCCCUGUGUCUGCAUUUGAUCCGAAGGUCUUUACACGUCGCUACACAUGGCCAUCCCCCGGGGACCGCCUCCCUAUCAUGCUCAUGCAGCUGAAUUUCAUCCGAGGCGGUCUGAUACUGAAUUGGAAUCCAUUCCACAUGAUUGGCGACGGCACGACAUUUUUCACCUGGACGGCGAUCUGGGCGGAAGAGUGCCGCCGUGCCCAAGGGAUCCAUAUACCCGAACCUUUAGAGCUGCGCCAGAGUAUCGUCAGUGACAGACGACACGCGAUCAACCCUCAGAGCCCCUCUAGUGGAAAGUCGGGCAGGUUGGAGGACCAUCCUCAAUACGUGCUGCUGACUGAUCCAGCUAAGCAACUGGCCAAGGUGCUCACAUCAGAAGGGCAUCUGGGACAAAUUUUUUACUUCUCCAAGGAGUCACUAGAACAGCUCAAGAAGGACGUGUAUCCUCAAAACCCUCGGCCGGGCGAGCCGACGUAUAUCAGCACCAACGACGCUCUGACGGCACUCGCAUGGCGCUCUAUCAUGGCGGCACAAUAUCCACUAGAGAAAAUCAAAGGCGAUGAGGUCUCGGUCUUCAACAUGGCGGUUGAUGGGCGACUACGCAUACAGCCUCCCAUAGACGAGGGCACCCUAGGAAGUUUCGUUGAGUUUAUUGAGGUCAAAACGCCCCUUCGCAGGAUGUUGGAGACAAACAGCGUCGCUGAGAUUGCUCUCCUAAUCCGAAAGGCAAUUGUCAACAUGGAUGAGGCUUUUCAAGGGACUUUCACCAACGAUACGAUCAAGCUGAUCAAUAACUUGGAAGAUGUGAGAUUUCUAUCGCCGUCUGCGUUCCUGGACUGCCCUGGACUGUCCUGCUCUCAGACGAGCUGGGCUAAAUUUGAGCUGUACGGCUUGCAGUGGGGUCCGCUGCUGGGGGAUCGGAUCAAGGCAAUCAGAUCUCCAAGCAAUGGCAUCUUGAAUGGCAUGCAGAUUAUGAUGCCGGAGCUUCCUGAUGGUGGUCGAGAAAUGCUCUGUGGAAUUAAUGAGGAAGACCUGCCAAGGUUGAUUGCCGAUCCGAUUUGGAGGAAAUACGCUGAGCUGCGGUAA
Diaporthe amygdali is the source of this 1431-nucleotide messenger RNA. RefSeq lists its product as uncharacterized. Bases 1 to 1431 code for a protein of 476 amino acids. The transcript is spliced from 2 exons. The record is from RefSeq and is a predicted model, not a curated record. NCBI's taxonomy places the organism in Eukaryota, Fungi, Ascomycota, Sordariomycetes, Diaporthales, Diaporthaceae.